Messenger RNA from Coccomyxa subellipsoidea C-169, 663 nucleotides. Its product is annotated as OTU-domain-containing protein. NCBI's taxonomy places the organism in Eukaryota, Viridiplantae, Chlorophyta, Trebouxiophyceae, Coccomyxaceae. The record is from RefSeq and is a predicted model, not a curated record. Gene Ontology annotation, molecular function: cysteine-type deubiquitinase activity. The coding region runs from base 1 to 663 and encodes 220 amino acids. Gene Ontology annotation, cellular component: cytosol; nucleus. Gene Ontology annotation, biological process: endoplasmic reticulum unfolded protein response; protein deubiquitination. The transcript has 5 exons.
AUGCAUGCAGCUCCGCCUGCCAGCGUGGCAGUUCCCGGGGGCUCCGGGUCUGUGGUGGUGCGCAGAGUGGUGGCUUCAGACAACAGCUGCCUCUUCAACGCUGUCGGAUAUGUGGUCGAACGCAGCCGCGACAAGGCCAGCCACCUCAGGCGAGUCAUCGCAGAGACGGUGGCAGGGGAUCCGGAGGAGUAUUCAGAGGCGUUCCUGGGCAAGCCUAAUAAGGAGUAUUGCGCCUGGAUCAAAGACCCCCAGAAAUGGGGGGGCGCCAUCGAGCUCUCCAUACUGUCCAGGUAUUUCGGCCGCGAGAUAGCGGCGUACGAUGUGCAGACCAAGCGCUGCGACGUGUACGGGCAGGACGCUGGCUACGAGGAGCGAGUUAUGCUCAUCUAUGAUGGCCUGCACUACGAUGCUUUGGCUGUUGCUGCGUUCGAGGGUGCUCCAGAGGACGUGGACAUUACAAUGUUUGACACGCACGGCUCCGAGGCUGACAGCAUCGGCCGAGCGGCGGCCGAGCUCGUGGCAAAGUCCCACGAAGCACGCCAGUUCACGGACACGGCGAAUUUCACGCUGCGGUGCGGGGUGUGCCAGCUGGGGGUCAAGGGCGAGAAGGAGGCCCUGGAGCACGCCAAAGCCACCGGCCACCAGAACUUUGGCGAGUACUGA